CUGCACCUACCUCGACGGCAGAUGCGACAACUGAAUCAGAAACGGAAGAUGUUACAAGUGAAUCUAUGACAACUGAAUAUGUUACGGAAGGUGUGACAACUGAGUCUAUUACUGAAGAUGUGACAACUGAAUCUUUUACUGAAGAUUUGACAACUGAAUCUGUUACCGAAGAUGUGACGACUGAAUCUAUUACUGAAUCUGUUACUGAAGAAGUGACGACUGAAUCUGUUACUGAUGAUGUGACGACUGAAUCUGUUACUAACGAUGUGACAACUGAAUAUGUUACUAAAAGUGUGACAACUAAAUCUCUUACUGAAAAUGUGACAACUAAAUCUGUUACUGAAGAUAUUACAUCUGAAUCUGUUACUGAUUUAACAACUGAAUAUGUAACUGAAGAUGUGACAACUGAAACUGCUACUAAAGAUGUUACGACUGAAUCUAUUACUGAUGUUACAACUGAAUCUGUUACUGAAGAUGCAACAAUGGAAACUGCUACUAAAGAUGUUACAACUGAAUCUAUUACUGAUGUUACAAGUGAAUCUGUAACUGAAGAUGUUACAACUGAAUCUAUUACUGAUGUUAGAACUGAAUCUGUUACUGAAGAUGCAACGACUGAAACUGCUACUAAAUAUGUUACAACUGAAUCCAUUACUGAUGUUACAACUGAAUCUGCAACUGAAAUUGUGACAACUGAAACUGCCACUAAAGAUGUUACAAAUGAAUCUAUUACCGAUGUUACAACUGAAUCUGCUAUUGACGAUGCAACAACUGAAACUGCUACUAAAGAUUUUACAACUGAAUCUGUAACUGAAGAUGCAACAACUGAAACUGCUACUAAAGAUGUUACAACUGAAUAUAUUACUGAUGUUACAACUGAAUCUAUAACUGAAGAUUUUACAACUGAAUAUGUUACUGAUUUAACAACUGAAUCUGUAACUGAAGAAGCAACAACUGAAACUGCUACUAAAGAUGUUACAACUGAAUCUAUUACCGAUGUUACAACUGAAUCUGUAACUGAAAAUGUGACAACUGAAACUGCUACAAAAGAUUUUUCAACUGAAGAUGUUACAACUGAAUCUGUAACUGAAGAUGUUACAACUGAAUCUAUUACUGAUGUUACAACUGAAUCUGCAACUGAAAUUGUGACAACUGAAACUGCCACUAAAGAUGUUACAAAUGAAUCUAUUACCAAUGUUACAACUGAAUCUGUAACUGAAGAUGUUACAACUGAAUCUGCUACUCACGAUGCAACAACUGAAACUGCUACUAAAAAUAUUACGACUGAAUCUGUUACCGAUGUUACAACUGAAUCUGUAACUGAAGAUGUUACAACUGAAUCUGAAUCUGAUACUAGUUUUACAACUGAAUCUGUGCCUUGA
Messenger RNA from Owenia fusiformis, 1379 nucleotides. The record is from the annotation of a GenBank genome assembly. Lineage: Eukaryota; Metazoa; Annelida; Polychaeta; Sabellida; Oweniidae.